AUGGCGAUGUUACUAGCAGGGCCCAGCAGCGGCCGCAAAAAGACUUGCAUCGCCACAUAUACCGGCUUUAGAGGUCGAGGAUUCGAUUGGAACACACCCGGAACACCACAGGACUUCCUGUCGGUUCUGCGUGGCAACUUUGUUGGCCGGGCAGCGGUUGCGCCUUCGAGGCAGGGUACCUCAGCUCGAUAUUUGCGCUGGGAGAACGAUUUACGCUACUUGCAAUCGCGAUGCCGCCAGCAGCUGUGCCGCUCUUCUAAGGUUGACAAGCUUCUCAUGAAGGGCCCGUUCCAGACGUCUGAAGAGAACCUGGCGGAACAGCGAGCCGAUCUUCGGCGGGCCCGGCCAACCCUAGCAUCCGCAAUCAAAGGUUUUGCCCCAUCGUUCAACGGGGGCUAA
Messenger RNA from Puccinia triticina, 399 nucleotides. RefSeq lists its product as uncharacterized. The transcript is spliced from 2 exons. Lineage: Eukaryota; Fungi; Basidiomycota; Pucciniomycetes; Pucciniales; Pucciniaceae. The record is from RefSeq and is a predicted model, not a curated record. The coding region runs from base 1 to 399 and encodes 132 amino acids.